Priapulus caudatus is the source of this 1762-nucleotide messenger RNA. RefSeq names its product pterin-4-alpha-carbinolamine dehydratase 2-like. The coding region runs from base 35 to 445 and encodes 136 amino acids. The transcript is spliced from 3 exons. NCBI's taxonomy places the organism in Eukaryota, Metazoa, Priapulida, Priapulimorpha, Priapulimorphida, Priapulidae. The record is from RefSeq and is a predicted model, not a curated record. Gene Ontology annotation, molecular function: 4-alpha-hydroxytetrahydrobiopterin dehydratase activity. Gene Ontology annotation, biological process: tetrahydrobiopterin biosynthetic process.
UAUUUCCAGCUGUGCCAUCGGCGCAAACCAAAGCAUGUUGAUACGGUCGAUAGGUUUUCAACGUACCGGUAUUUCAGUUCGUUCGUUUGUUGGAGGACAACGAGUUAGACAUUUUGCAAAAAUGGCAACUGAAGCAAAGAGAGCAAAGCUUGAAGGUGAGGCGAGAGAAACUGGCCUAGCAACCCUUAAAGCUGCUGGUUGGACAGAAGUAGACGGCCGUGAUGCAAUCUACAGGGAGUUCAUCUUCAAAAAUUUCAACCAGGCGUUCGGCUUCAUGAGCCGCUCGGCGCUGCGCGCUGAGAAGAUGAACCACCAUCCCGAGUGGUUCAACGUCUACAACAAGGUGCAGGUGACGCUGAGCUCGCACGACGUUGGCGGCCUCUCCGAGCGAGACCUCAAGCUCGCCAAGUUCAUGAACAAGGCCGCCGCCUGCUUCGCAAAGUGAAUCGUCGUCACGUCGGACGGGCGGUAUCUCCCGCGCCGCGCGUCAGCGUUCCCUUGGAGGGAACACGCCGGUCGGAAAUCUGCGCGAAGGGGGCACUAGUAUUACAGACCUCCUAGGGUGCGAUGAGAUGACUUGUAGAAUCAUAGGCGUUUGACGUCAGGUGGUACUAUCGUUUAACAUUUUUCUGAUUGAGGUGUUUUGAUGUCUAUCUGUCUGUCUGCCUACAGUUUUAGCAUAAUACGUGUGGUAUGUCUGUUGAAAUUUCUCUCUGCUAACACUUGUUUUUUUGGAAAAAUUUUAAUGUGAGAGUAACAGUCUAUACUUCUACGUUUCUGACAUAAGAUAACAAGAAGCUAUCAAAAAGUUAUAUAGGUACAUCAGUACAUUCCUCUCUCUUCAUGCUGCCAAUUCAAAAAGUUAAUUUUAUAUUAAUACACAAACUCAUAUAACUUUCACAUGGUAACUGUUACCUAUUUAAGGAUCUCAUGGUUUGUGAAUGAUAUUAGUUCUGUCGUUGUUUUCAACUUCUAUAAGGCAUUAUUGAUGAUGCAUUCAUCCAGUUUUAUUGUUUAUUAUUCAUCAAUACCAAUGCAAGCAAUAAUGUCAAACAACAUUGGCCCUCCUAGACUAAUAGACUAGGGUUUCAUUUAUUUUUUAAAUACUGUUAAAUGUUAGAAUUUGUGUCUAUAACAUAGUGUCAAAUUCAACUUGUGUAAUAGUAAAAAUUGUGAUACUAGUAUAUGUAGUAUGUAUUCUUUAAACUAAGAGAUUUUGAAAGUCUGGCAUUAAGUAAAUUUCGUGUUUAAUCGUGGUAGAAACCACUCACCUGCCUUUAGGUAUUGGCUAGUGGUAAAAUUCAAGUAACUUCACAUGUCAGCAGUCAACAGGUUCUGGUGCAAUGCAUGGAUAAGCCUACCUGUGACCCAUGUGUUAAAUAAAUGCAUUUAAAUUGUUUUUCUCGGGUUAUCUAGUUAUUCUCGGUAUUUAAAAAAAUUUGACGUUAUAAAAAAAUUUGUCUAUGCAUAUAUGAGAAUACUCUUGAUUUGACCAAGUUUCUUUCAGUUUUAAAUGCAUUUGCCACGGUAAUGUAUUGUGAAAUGUGACUGAAAGUUGAUAGUACUAUGUAUGCAUCUAUUGUUGUAAUGUAUCAAUAAAAUGUAACGUGUGUAAUGAAGUUCUUUAGUCAGGUUACAUUAUCAGAACAUCAGGGUGAUCCGGUGCUUUUGUUGGCAGCUAUAGUGAUAGCUGCUUCUAUUGGCCAGCUAUCUUUAUGUAUAUGUGGUACAGUGUAUAAUAAAUACUCUAUCUAACCAGCAA